UCCUGCCCUCAAGGGCGUGGGACCCCUCUCUCAGCUCUGUCCCGGAGGGGCCCUGAGCUCCCGGGAGACACCCACCCGGCGGCUAGGGAGCACUGGGCGGUGGCCAAACCACCUCCAAAAUUUUGGGCCACGCCUGGGAUGGUAUCCAGGGGAGUGAAGCUUCUGCUUGAUAGGUGGGUGACGGGACCCAGGCCCUGGGCAGUCUCCACGGCUGGCCUCAUUCCCAUGCUGGACCAGGAGCUUACCAAGGUCCAGGGAGCAGCCACAGCCAACGGGCCACCCCCUGGGUCCUCACUGGCUUGCACCAUUGGACUAAAAAGAUUCGGGGAUGCCGCCCAUGAGUCAGGGGAGAGGGUGCAGCCGGAGCUCACUGAGGCAGUGACCAGUGAUGGCCCAGCCUGCGAUGACGGAGGGGCUGGAGCUGGUGCAGGUGCGAGAGCCACAGGUUGGAGCCGGGGCACCUGGGGUCCAUUUCGAGCCGAGGCGGGGACGGAGGUCCAAAACAGCGACGCGGGGAGACACUGGUGCUGCUGGAGGGUCUCCCGCUCUGUGAACCGGCCGCUCAGUCCCCGUGUUGUCUGCAUAAGUCUCCUGGCUCAAGGCGGCAGAGGCGCGCUCAGAGGCGCUCGGAGGGGCCCCAGGAAACAAAUGUCCAUCAAGGCCCUCGGCUUGCCACUGAGGAAGCAGAGAAUCUGAGGACGGCUCCCAUCCUUCACCCGGCGAAGUGACAAGCCAGCCGCGGUGGUCCACACAGUCUACCCAGCGACAGGACGGAGUUAUAGACAGUAAGAAGGAAUCCACCCAGCUGCUUGGGUGGACUUCAAAAGCACUGUGCUCGGUGAAAGCAUCCAGACUCGAAAGGCCACGUACCAUAGAUUCCACUUCCGUUGACACUCUGGAAAAGGCAAAAGUGCAACAGAUCGGCGGUGGCCAAGCGCUGGGGGAGGAACUGACCACAAAAGGACAGAGAAAGGAAUCUGG
This is a messenger RNA of Ailuropoda melanoleuca (giant panda), 981 nucleotides long. RefSeq lists its product as uncharacterized. The coding region runs from base 139 to 696 and encodes 185 amino acids. Lineage: Eukaryota; Metazoa; Chordata; Mammalia; Carnivora; Ursidae. The transcript has 5 exons. The record is from RefSeq and is a predicted model, not a curated record.